Messenger RNA from Symsagittifera roscoffensis, 2894 nucleotides. Its product is annotated as gephyrin-like. Gene Ontology annotation, biological process: Mo-molybdopterin cofactor biosynthetic process; establishment of synaptic specificity at neuromuscular junction; glycine receptor clustering. The record is from RefSeq and is a predicted model, not a curated record. Bases 137 to 2722 code for a protein of 861 amino acids. The transcript is spliced from 19 exons. NCBI's taxonomy places the organism in Eukaryota, Metazoa, Xenacoelomorpha, Acoela, Convolutidae. Gene Ontology annotation, molecular function: molybdopterin molybdotransferase activity. Gene Ontology annotation, cellular component: cytoplasm; postsynaptic membrane; postsynaptic specialization.
UAGGUAGCGUAGUGAUGAUGUGUAUGACACUAUUUGCAUCGUGCUCCCACCAAAAAUUUUUCACAGAAACAACAGAUGUCUGAUUGAAAAAAAAAACAGUUUAUAAUUGUUUGACACCGCCAAAAACAUUCCAAUAAUGCAGAGCUACAGUCACAGAGGUUGUCGCGAAGACUUCAUGAGACUGGGCAUCUUGACGGUGAGUGACCGGUGUUUCAACAAUUACGCCGAAGACAGAAGUGGGAACAAUAUCCGCAAGGUAGUCGCAGAGAGACUUCCGGCAACUGUGGUUGCGAAUAAACUGGUUCCCGAUUCGCUCUCUGCUAUCAAGAAUGUUCUAGAACAGUGGUGUGACGAAAAGAGGUUGGAUUUGAUUUUGACGAUUGGGGGAACUGGGUUCUCGCCGACUGACGUGACUCCUGAGGCCACGCGCAUUGUGAUUGAGCGGGAGGCCCCUGGGUUGUCGAUCGCAAUGAUGAGGACAUCGCUGGACACGACGCCAAUGGCAAUGCUGUCAAGAGCUGUCUGUGGAAUCAGGGGACGUAGUCUCAUUGUGAAUUUACCCGGAAGCAUGAAAGGCUCCCAGGAAUGUCUGGAGACUAUUGUUCCUGCUCUGCCACAUGCGAUAGACCUGCUGAGAGAUGCCCUCACUGACGUCACAGCCACACAUCACGCAAUGCAGAGCCAAGGAGGCAGUCACCAGUCAUCCCACUUGCACAUACAGAUGCCGAUGCAGCACUCGAUGAGGGUGGCACAUUCACAUGCCAGUAACAUGCAUGGCCAUGGACCUCCGGCAAACACAUCUAUGGCCAGUGCGAUGAGUCACGGGAACCUCGUGCGAAAUGUCAUGGCUCCGAAUGGCACUCAGUCUGGAGUGGGAGGGGGUGGAAUGGGCGGGGCAGGUGGGGGCGGAGUGUGGGACUCUCUCUCAUCCACUGAGUCCAUUCCUCAACUCGAUACCCCAGAGGAAAGUGACGUGGAACAGCAGAACAACGAUAGAGAUCAGAGAGGUGUUCUGACAAUGUCAAUGGCAAACAUAGUCCAGCAGCAAGUUUCGGGCACCAAUUAUGGUCAGAGGCACUUCGCUGCCAAUGGACAGUCGCACUCGAUGGGAUCUCAAUAUGAUGAUGGCUCUGCGGGUGGGGUUAUGAACUCAUCUUCUGGUUCUGCGUCCAUCAGAAAGGGAGGAGGGUGCAACACAGGAGGGGGUGUGUCCUCAAGCUACCCCCCAGUGGCUUAUAGACCAAGGCACUCUGUGUACCCCAUUGUGCCAGUGGAUCAAGCCCUCUCUACUAUUUUGGACAAUUGCUCAGCUCUGCCUUCUGAGAACGUCAAGUACAAGGAUGCUCUGGGAAGAAUACUUUCGUGUGAUGUGUACGCAAGUGAUCCCUUGCCGCCUUUCCCAGCAUCAAUCAAAGACGGAUAUGCUGUUCGAACCUGUGACGGAAUUGGGAUCCGGGAGGUCAUUGGAGACAGUACCGCGGGAGCAAUGACUACAACUGAGGUGGUGCCUGGAUCUGUGGUGAGGAUAUCCACCGGGGCUCCCCUUCCUCCAGGGGCAGAUGCAGUGGUGCAGGUGGAGGACACCGAGCUCAUUGAGGCCAGCGAUGACGGAUACAAGGAGUUCAAAAUUCGGAUCCUGGCCCAGUCCAAACCAGGCCAGGACAUCCGCCCAGUGGGCCUGGACAUCCAAAAAGGGGAGAAAAUCCUGUCGAAGAGUACCCGUUUGGGUCCCUCGGAGCAGGGUCUACUUGCUGCAGUUGGGGUCACACAGGUCAAAGUGUACAGACAGCCUGUGGUGGGGGUGAUGUCUACAGGAAACGAGCUGGUUGACCCUGGGGACCGUUUGGCAGCUCAUCAGGUGCGAGACUGCAACAGGACCACUCUACUCUCACAGCUGUCUGACUACGCUCUCAAACCCAUUGACUUGGGCAUAGUGCCGGACUGCUCACAUUGUAACAUCAGCUCCUCUAACCUGGUGCGGCGUCUGCGUGAGUCCAUUCACGAGUGUGACGUCAUAAUCACAACGGGGGGAGUGUCGAUGGGGGAGAAGGAUCUGCUGAAAUGUGUGCUGGAGAUGGAGAUGGGAGCGAAUAUACACUUUGGACGCGUAUUCAUGAAACCUGGGAAGCCGACGACGUUUGCAACAGUAGAUUUGGAGGGAGCCCGAAAGUUGAUCUUCGCCCUACCUGGAAACCCAGUGUCCGCUCUGGUUACUUGUAACCUGUUUGUGAUUCCUGCUAUUCGUAAAAUGCAAGGAUACUUCAGACCUCAACAGACUGUUCUCAAAGUCAGAGUGACACAAGACAUCAAACUGGACCAUCGUCCAGAGUUCUUCCGGGUCUCUCUGGCAUGGCCGAAUGGAGUAUGCAAUUGCAGUAGUAACAGUGGCCAGUCUCAGUCUGCCGGGGGACACCACAGCAGUGGCAGUAGGACCAAAUGGAGCACAACUGCCACUACCAAUGAGUUCCACCAGGAGGCACUCGAGGACAGAAAUGGAGACUGCAGAUCUCCUACAGCUGGCAGUAUGGGAGCCCUGAGUGAGUGUACAUGUGGGAACUGGGGUGGAUAUCCUCUGGCUACAGGUACAGGCAGCCAGAUCAGCAGUAGACUCCUCAGUAUGGUCAGCAGCAACGCUCUCCUCAUGUUACCUCCAUCUUCAGAUGAGAAACAAGUGGUAUAUACUAAUGAGUUAGUGGACGCUUUGGUCAUUGGACGAGUUUGACCCACCACACACGACAACGUUGGGACGCACUUGAAGAGGACAAGAUGACCUUGGAAUCGAUCACAGAAUUUUGCCAGACCAAAAUUAGAAUAUGAGCUAAAGAAUUGUGUCAAAAAUAACAUAUGUUUGAACAGGGUCUCGGUAAAUCUUGUUGGCUUAAAUUUUUAGUUUG